UGCUUUUGAGUUUUCAUUAGAGUUGAGUUUCAACUACUCAAAAAGUGCUGUUCUAUUGGGGUUCUUGUUGGGUAGUCAGGUUUCUGUUAGAUCUCUAUAGUAAUCAAUUCUGAGUUACAAAUCUUGAGUGGGUUGGGUAGUUAUAGGCUGUCCAAUGGAGAGUAGUGAUUCAUAUGGAAUCAGUAGUUUUCGUGGUAACAAUUAUUCAAUUUGGAAUAACAGUGCAGUUGAUGUCUUCUCCAAAUCUUCUAUAGAAGAAGAUGAUGAAGAAGCUCUGAAAUGGGCUGCUUUAGAGAAACUACCAACUUAUAACCGUCUCAGGAAAGGCGUACUGGCUGGCUUAGAAGGUGAGACCAAGGAAAUUGACAUUAAGAGUUUGGAUUUAUCAGAUAGGAAGAUUUUGUUAGAAAGGUUGGUUAAAGUUGCAGACGACAAUGAGAAUUUCUUGUUGAAACUCAAGGACCGUCUUGAUCGAGUUGGAAUUGAUGUUCCCACUAUUGAAGUCCGCUAUGAACAUGUUAAUGUAGAUGCAGAAGCUUAUGUGGGAAGUAGAGCUUUACCUACAGUACUCAAUUUCUAUGCUAAUAUAUUAGAGGGGUUCUUGAGCAAUCUUCAUAUUCUCCCAAGUAGAAAGAAGCCACUCUCAAUCCUUCAUGAUGUCAGUGGAAUAAUAAAACCUGGCAGAAUGACAUUGCUUUUAGGCCCUCCAAGCUCUGGAAAGACAACCUUGCUGUUGUCUUUAGCGGGAAUGCUUGAUCGAGAUCUAAAAUUCUCUGGGAGAAUAACUUACAAUGGCCAUGGAAUGGAUGAAUUUGUCCCACAAAGGACAGCGGCAUAUAUUAGUCAACAAGAUCUCCACAUAGGGGAAAUGACAGUAAGAGAAACCUUAGCUUUUUCUGCAAGAUGUCAAGGGGUAGGAACCCGAUAUGAGAUGUUGGCCGAGUUGUUGAGAAGAGAAAAGAAGGCAAGCAUUAAGCCAGACGCCGACCUUGAUAUUUACAUGAAGGCAGCAGCACUAGAUGGACAGGAGAUCAGUGUGGUCACAGAUUAUGUUUUAAAGAUCUUGGGGCUCGAGGUUUGUGCUGAUACCUUGGUGGGAGAUCAAAUGCUGAGAGGGAUCUCUGGAGGACAAAGAAAGCGUGUCACAACAGGGGAGAUGUUGGUUGGACCAGCAAGUGCACUUUUCAUGGAUGAGAUAUCAACUGGUUUGGACACUUCGACAACCUUUCAGAUUGUGAAUUCAAUUAGGCAAUCCAUCAACAUUCUAAAUGCGACUGCAGUAAUAUCUCUCCUCCAGCCAGCACCAGAGGUUUAUGAUCUAUUUGAUGACAUUAUUCUCUUAUCAGAUGGGCAGAUUGUUUACCAGGGUCCUAGUGAACAUGUGCUCGAGUUUUUUGAAUAUAUGGGAUUCAAAUGUCCUGAAAGGAAGGGAGUUGCUGACUUCUUGCAAGAAGUGACAUCGAGGAAAGAUCAACAACAGUACUGGACACAUGAAAACAAACCAUACAGAUUCAUCCCUGUCAAGGAAUUCUCUGAGGCAUUCCACUCAUUCCACGUAGGUCAGAAGCUAGCAGAUGAACUUGCAGCCCCAUUUGAUAAGAACAAUAGUCACCCAGCUGCCUUAGUGACCAAAAAAUAUGGUGUCAGCAAGAAGGAACUGUUGAGAGCCUGCAUAUCAAGAGAAAUAUUACUGAUGAAGAGAAACUCUUUUGUCUACAUUUUCAAGAUGGUACAGAUUACUGUUGUGGCAUUCAUAACAAUGACCAUAUUCUUGCGUACUGAGAUGAAGCGAGAUUCAGUAACCGAUGGUGGGAUUUUUUUGGGCGCUUUGUUCUAUGCUCUUAACUUUCUUAUGUUUAAUGGUUUCUCAGAGCUUGCCAUGACUGUAAUGAAGCUUCCUGUGUUUUACAAGCAAAGAGACUUCUUUUUCUAUCCUGCUUGGGCAUUCUUAUUGCCCACAUGGAUCGUAAAGAUCCCACUAACACUAGUCGAAGUUGCCAUUUGGGUGUUCAUUACUUACUAUGUCAUAGGAUUUGACCCAAGCAUUGCAAGGUUUUUCAAACAGUACCUUCUGCUUGUAUGCCUUAAACAGAUGGCAUCUGGAUUGUUCAGAUUCAUUGGAACAGUGGGGAGGAACAUGAUUAUUGCGAACACAUUUGGGUCCUUUGCAUUCCUCAUACUCAUGGGUCUUGGGGGAUUUAUCUUGUCAAGAGACAAUAUAAAAAUAUGGUGGAAAUGGGGCUACUGGAUCUCUCCAUUGAUGUAUGCACAAAAUGCAUUAGUCGUAAAUGAGUUCCUGGGGAAAAGUUGGAAACAUGUUCAAUCCAAUUCAACAGAGUCAUUAGGAGUGGCAGUCCUAAAAUCUCGUGCGUUCUUCACUGAUGCUUAUUGGUAUUGGAUUGGAGUAGGAGCAUUGAUUGGUUAUGUUUUCCUAUUCAAUGGUCUAUCUAUUUUGGCUGUGUCAUAUCUCAAUCCAUUUGGGAAGCCUCAAGCAGUUCUAUCUGAGGAAAAGAGCUCUGUAGAAAGUGGAGACGAAACUAAAAUAACCAUUUCGUCUAGGACUUCAUCUGCAAGGAUAACAGCAAGUGAUGCCAAUAUGAGCAUGAAUCGGGGAAUGGUUCUUCCAUUUGAACCACUGUCCCUCACCUUUGAUGAAAUUAGAUACUCUGUAGACAUGCCUAAGGAAAUGAAAGCACGAGGUGUUACAGAGGACCGCCUUGAGCUUAUCAAGGGAGUCAGUGGAGCUUUUAGGCCAGGAGUUCUUACAGCUUUAAUGGGUGUCAGUGGUGCUGGUAAGACCACUUUGAUGGAUGUUUUGGCUGGAAGAAAAACUGGAGGCUAUAUCAAGGAAAACAUGAAAAUAUCUGGCUAUCAAAAAAAACAGGAAACAUUUGCUCGUGUAUCUGGAUACUGUGAACAGAAUGACAUCCACUCGCCCCAUGUUACGGUCUAUGAGUCCUUGCUCUAUUCUGCUUGGCUUCGGCUACCUCCUGAAGUCAAUUCUUCCACUAGAAAGAUGUUCAUUAAGGAGGUCAUGGAGCUUGUAGAACUAACGACAUUGAGGCAAGCAAUUGUUGGACUGCCAGGUGUAAAUGGUCUCUCAACAGAGCAGCGCAAGAGGCUAACCAUCGCAGUUGAACUCGUUGCCAACCCUUCAAUUGUAUUCAUGGAUGAGCCAACCUCUGGCCUAGAUGCAAGGGCAGCAGCUAUAGUGAUGAGAACAGUACGAAACAUCGUGGACACUGGACGUACAGUUGUGUGCACCAUCCAUCAGCCAAGUAUUGACAUAUUUGAUUCUUUUGAUGAGCUAUUUUUACUGAAACAAGGAGGAGAAGAAAUAUAUGUAGGCCCGUUGGGGAAACACUCAUGUCAUUUGAUCAAGUAUUUUGAGGCAAUUGAAGGAGUCAAUAAAAUAAAAGAUGGUUACAAUCCAGCAACAUGGAUGUUAGAAGUGACAGCAGCAGCCCAAGAAGCAGUUUUAGGAAUCAACUUCAGUGAUAUAUAUAAGAAUUCAGAACUAUACAAGAGAAACAAAGCAAUGAUUGUGGAACUGAAUGAGCCUAUCCCUGGUUCAAAAGACCUUCAUUUCCCUACUCAGUACUCUCAGUCUUUCUUCAACCAGUGUGUAGCUUGCCUUUGGAAACAACAUUGGUCUUACUGGAGGAACCCACCAUAUACUGCCAUUAGGCUCUUCUUCACAACUAUCAUAGCGCUGCUGUUGGGGACUAUGUUUUGGAACCUUGGAUCUAGAAGCCAAAGGCAACAGGAUAUCUUCAAUGCGACGGGUUCUAUGUAUGUUGCUAUUAUUUUCCUUGGGAUAACAAAUGCCUUCACAGUACAGCCAGUUGUAGCCAUUGAAAGAAUAGUCUUUUAUAGAGAGAGAGCUGCUGGAAUGUAUUCAGCUUUGUCAUAUGCCUUUGCCCAAGUAAUGGUUGAGCUUCCAUAUAUCUUCAUACAGGCUGUAAUAUAUGGCAUUAUAGUGUAUUUAAUGAUUGGAUUUCAUUGGAAGGUUGCAAAGUUCUUUUGGUAUCUGUUCUUCAUGUAUUUCACAUUGUUAUACUUCACCUUUUAUGGUAUGAUGGCAGUGGCCGUGACGCCCAACCAACACAUAGCUUCUAUAGUUUCGACUGGAUUCUAUUCAUUAUGGAACCUUUUCUCAGGAUUUAUAAUUCCAAGAAUGAGGAUUCCUGUGUGGUGGAGGUGGUACUACUGGAUCAGCCCUGUUUCUUGGACACUAUAUGGAUUGGUGGUGUCACAGUAUGGAGAUAUACAGGAAAAGCUUGAAUCAGGUGUCACAGUUAAAGAUUUUUUGAGGAGUUAUUAUGGUUAUAAGCAUGAGCUUUUAGGAGUGGUUUCUGCGGUGAUUGUUGGGUUCCCUAUGCUUUUCGCAUUCAUCUUUGCUUUUUCAGUAAAAGCAUUUAAAUUCCAAAGAAGAUAAGAAGACAAAUGGAGCCAUUACAUAACCUAAUUUUAGCAUUUAGAAACAAGUUAAAAAUUUUAUGGGGUUCAAAAUUUGAUUGUUA
Molecule: messenger RNA, 4523 nt
Organism: Macadamia integrifolia
Lineage: Eukaryota; Viridiplantae; Streptophyta; Magnoliopsida; Proteales; Proteaceae
Product: pleiotropic drug resistance protein 1-like
Exons: 24
Coding region: 155-4438 (1427 amino acids)
Cellular component (GO): membrane
Molecular function (GO): ATP binding; ABC-type transporter activity; ATP hydrolysis activity
Source: RefSeq, a predicted model, not a curated record